CUUUCCCUGCAGAUAGCCAGGAUUAUGCCCAACACUCCAACGUGGCCGAAGUAUGAAACCAGACCAACCAAACAAAUCUUCGGCUUUAAAAUGAAGUUGCGCCAAAAUCAGCACCGAGAGCAUCUCAUUUGUUUGGUUCACUCCACGAUCCCUUCUUGUCUCUUUCUUCCUUCCUUCCCUCUUUUCUGCCUUCUCUGUUCUCUCCUCCAUCACCCGCCUCUCAGAAACAUGUCUUCCCUCUCCACCUUCUUCUCACCACCACCUCAUCAAAUUUUCCACUCAACCCCACCUUCAUCACUCCAUUGCCCAAUAACACCGUCACCGUCUUCAACCAAGAUCAGAGCUAGCACCUCCCACAGUAGCACCAGUAAGUUCGGUAAUUUCCUUCACUUACAGCCUCUGCACAAAACCCAAACCUUGGAUUUCGAUCUUCCCCUGCUUCACCCAUCCGAUCAUCGUUCUCGUAAAUUCGACGUCGUCGUCAUCGGUGCUGGCCCAGCCGGCAUUCGCUUGGCAGAGCAAGUGUCGACCUACGGUAUUAAGGUUUGUUGCGUCGAUCCCGACCCGCUUUCUCUGUGGCCCAACAACUAUGGUGUCUGGUUCGACGAGUUUGAGGAGCUGGACCUUCACGAUUGCUUGGACAAAACAUGGUCCAUGGCUUGUGUUUAUAUUGAUGACAGCAGGAUCAAGUACUUGGACCGUUCUUACGGUCGGGUCAGUCGGAAGAAACUGAAGGAGAAACUAAUCGGACGAAGUGUCUCCAACGGGGUUGUGUUUUAUAAAGCGAAGGUAUGGAAAAUUGAAUUCCAAGAGUUUGAAUCUUCGAUUCUAUGUGAUGAUAACACUGAACUCAAAGCUAGUCUAGUUGUCGAUGCAAGUGGGUUUAACAGUGAUUUUAUAGAGUACAACACUAGGCGUAGAAACCACGGAUAUCAAAUUGCUCAUGGGAUUUUGGCUGAAGUGGAAGAACACCCUUUUGAUUUAGACAAGAUGGUUCUAAUGGAUUGGAGAGAUUCCCAUCUCGGCAAUGAGCCAUAUUUGAGAGAGAACAACAAAAAGCUUCCAACUUUCCUAUAUGCAAUGCCAUUUAAUUCCAACCUGAUAUUUCUGGAAGAAACUUCCCUCGUGAGCCGUCCAUUGUUAUCAUACAUGGAAGUGAAGAGAAGGAUGGUGGCCAGGCUGAGACACUUGGGCAUACGAGUGAUUAACGUGUUGGAGGUUGAGAAGUGUUUGAUCCCAAUGGGAGGGCCUCUUCCUAGGGUUCCCCAAAAUGCAAUGGCUUUUGGCGGGAACUCUGGGGUAGUCCAUCCUUCAACAGGGUACAUGGUGGCUCGAACCAUGGGUCUAGCCCCGGUUGUGGCGCGGGCUAUAGUGGAGUGCCUUGGGUCGACCAGGAUGAUCAGGGGGAAGCAGCUUUAUGCUAAGGUUUGGGAUAGUCUUUGGCCAAUUGAGAGAAGAUUCACAAGAGAGUUUUACUGUUUUGGAAUGGAGACGCUAUUGAAGCUGGAUUUGAAUGGAAGUAGGGGUUUCUUUGAUGCUUUUUUUGACUUGAAACCUUGUUACUGGCAAGGGUUUCUCUCCUCAAGGUUGUCUCUGAGGGAAUUAGCUUUCCUUAGCUUAUCUCUGUUUGGACAUGCCUCCAAUCUUUCCAGGUUUGAUAUUAUCACCAAGUGUCCUCUGCCUUUGGCUAGAAUGAUGAGCAAUCUCGCUUUGGAAUCUAUUGGUUGAUGGAAAAAUUAUAAACUACACGUACAUUCAUACCUGUCUUUCUCGUUAUGCUUGGAAGAAUGAUAACAUUUUAUCAAUACUCAGUAAUUUGAUGAUUUAUGUUUA
This is a messenger RNA of Prosopis cineraria, 1833 nucleotides long. RefSeq names its product neoxanthin synthase, chloroplastic-like. The coding region runs from base 25 to 1728 and encodes 567 amino acids. The transcript has a single exon. NCBI's taxonomy places the organism in Eukaryota, Viridiplantae, Streptophyta, Magnoliopsida, Fabales, Fabaceae. The record is from RefSeq and is a predicted model, not a curated record. Gene Ontology annotation, molecular function: oxidoreductase activity, acting on paired donors, with incorporation or reduction of molecular oxygen. Gene Ontology annotation, biological process: carotenoid biosynthetic process.